AUGUUCCGCCACAACGACAACCACAUCACAGUGGAAGCAUCUAACUCUUUCGCGGAAGAUUGGUCGUCUCACAACCGUCGAUACAAAACACAGAUUCUGAUAAGGGACAACCGUCAAUGGAAAUUGGAAUGCAAACUUGACAUCCCAGAACUACACCAUGGUGUACGAAGCGAGAAGCUUAUCGAAUCGCUGAUGAAUCUGAGGACUCUUACGAUCAAGUCAAAGACUUUGCCGGCGACCCCGUCUGCGAUGUUACCACGAGGAUAA
Arabis nemorensis is the source of this 267-nucleotide messenger RNA. The record is from the annotation of a GenBank genome assembly. NCBI's taxonomy places the organism in Eukaryota, Viridiplantae, Streptophyta, Magnoliopsida, Brassicales, Brassicaceae.